Phalaenopsis equestris is the source of this 1696-nucleotide messenger RNA. Its product is annotated as armadillo repeat-containing protein LFR. The record is from RefSeq and is a predicted model, not a curated record. Gene Ontology annotation, cellular component: brahma complex; SWI/SNF complex; nucleoplasm. Gene Ontology annotation, biological process: chromatin remodeling; positive regulation of DNA-templated transcription; regulation of transcription by RNA polymerase II. Gene Ontology annotation, molecular function: nucleosome binding. Lineage: Eukaryota; Viridiplantae; Streptophyta; Magnoliopsida; Asparagales; Orchidaceae. The coding region runs from base 40 to 1437 and encodes 465 amino acids. The transcript is spliced from 8 exons.
UUUUUGUAAACUGAUUUCUCAAUCAGCACAAGAGCAGAUAUGCAGAAAAGGGAAUCGGCAAAGGCCUCCGGCUCAACCGGGACUCCGGCGAAGCGCGGCCGACCUAUCGGAAGCACCUCUGGAAGUUCUGCUGCUUCCGCCGCCGCAGCGGCAGCGGCCGCGUCCGCCGCCUGCGCGGCACACGCCCCUCCUGCUUCUCUUCUCGGCCCCACCCUCCAAGUUCCCAUCUCCUUUGCCGAUCAAAAUAAUAAAAGGAUUGUUCUAGCUCUUCAAAGUGGUUUGAAGAGCGAGUUAACAUGGGCAUUGAACACUCUGUCGUUGCUUUCAUUUAAAGAGAAGGAUGAUCUGCGUAGAGAUGCGACUCCUCUUGCUAAGAUACAAGGACUGCUAGAUGCUCUACUUCAAGUUAUAGAUGAUUGGCGUGACAUAGCAAUUCCUAGGGAUUACAAAAGGUCAUUAAGGCUAAGAUCACUUGGAGAAAGUUCUACAGUUACGGGUUUUGGAAAUGAGUAUGAGUUGACAAAUUCUACUGAUGUUCCUGCUCAUCCAGGCAACUCAGGGAAUGCUUUGUCGAACAUGGAUACCUCAGUUCGCAAGGCUUCAAAGAACCGGGUUUCAGAGUGGUGGUUUGAAGAAGAUGGUUUAUUUAAUCUUGAUGAUGAAGGACGCUCAGAAAAACAGCAAUGUGCAGUUGCUGCUUCAAAUAUCAUUCGCAACUUCUCUUUCAUGCCUGAAAAUGAGAUAAUUAUGGCUCAAAAUAGGCAUUGCUUGGAGACACUAUUCCAAUCCAUUGAAGAUCAAUAUAUGGAAGAUGAAGAACUCAUAACCAAUGCACUUGAGACAUUAGUAAAUUUGUCACCUCUGCUUGACCUUCGAAUUUUCAGCUCAUCAAAGCCUUCUUUCGUAAAAAUAACGGAAAAAGAUGCAGUGCAUGCCAUUAUGAGAAUGCUGGAAUCAUCCGUGAAGGCAUGGCAUUGCGCAGCUGCUGAACUUCUUGGCCGCCUAAUAAUUAAUCCUGACAAUGAGCCGUUUCUUCUUCCUUCUGCUGCUCAGAUCUGUAAGCGUCUGGUUGAUCUUCUCGGUGUAUCCGCAGUGGAUGGGCAAGCAGCUGCUGUUGGUGCACUCUACAAUCUCGUCGAAGUGAACAUUGAUUGCAGGCUAAAGCUUGCUAGCGAGCGGUGGGCUAUAGACAGAAUAUUGAAGUUGGUGAAAGCUCCACAUCCGGUUCCGGAGGUCUGUAGGAAGGCUGCACUGGUGCUGGAAAGUCUUGUUUCUGAACCACAGAAUAGAGCACAUCUUGCUUAUCAUGAGACGACUUUUGCAGAGAUCCUCAUGUCCGACGGGAAAUAUUCUGAUACGUUUGCGCGAAUUUUGUACGAGUUGAACUCGAGGCCGAGCAGUAAAGUCAUCACAGCUCGUGGUGUUUGGGGCAUGUGAUAUAGUUCUCUGGCUUCUUUGUGCAGGUUCUAUUUAGAGGAGUACACUAGUGGUGCAUUAUUUCAUCCCACAUUUAUUCUAAAAAAUAUGAUGAAGUUCUGAAUCUUAGUCCCAGAUAUUUUCAUCUUGUUUUUAGGAAGAAAGAUUUAUAUGCAUUCCACUCAAUUCUUAUGUAUUUACAUAUCUAAACACCUAUGCAAGUCACCUAGUUUAGUGGUUGAGAUUUUUGUCUUUCAACUAAGAGGCCUUUUGCGUUAUG